CUACGUCCCACACCCCCCCCACAAAAUAAAAAAGGAAAAAAAAAAAGGGAAAGAAAUUAAGAAAUGUUGAAGCCCUUGUUACGAGCACAAAACAACUCCCCCUCUCUCUUCUUCAUCUCAUCCCUCAAUCCAAUAAUCAACCCAACCACAAUCCCGAAACCGCGACAUGCGCAAUCGCAGUCGUGCCAAAGCCGCCGUCGAGAGGCGACUCCGAGGGCUCUCCGGGUGCGUUGCGAGGCUGCGAAUGAGGCGGCGGCGAGAUCUGCGGCAGCAGCAACGGCUACGAAGAGCCCCGCGAAGGUGAAGGCAGUCGUGACGGUGCAGUCGACCGUCAGCAGAGCCCUUUCAGACCUCAGCGUUGCCCGCGGCCUCGACGACGUCACCGACUUGCUGGGGAAGACCCUCCUCUUAGAGCUUGUGAGCUCCGAGCUCGAUCCAAGAACAGGAUUGGAGAAGGAGACCAUAGCGGGCUACACUAACAAAGCAAGCAAGCAUUGCGACAAAGUCAAGUACGAAGGCGAGUUCUCAGUCCCUUCGACGUUCGGAGAAGUAGGCGCGGUGGUGGUAGAGAACGAGCACCUCAAGGAGAUGUAUCUCCACAACAUCGUGCUCACCCCUGCGGGCGACAAUGCCACCUCCCUCACCAUCGAUUGUAGAUCGUGGGUGCACUCCAAAUUCGAUAACCCUGAGAAAAGGGUCUUCUUUACUAGCAAGUCCUACUUGCCUUCUCAAACCCCAUCAGGGCUCGAGAGGUUCAGAAAGAAAGAGCUGGCGAACAUACGAGGGGAUGGCACAGGGGAACGGAAGCCAUUCGAGAGGAUAUACGACUACGACACAUACAAUGAUCUCGGCGAUCCUGACAAAAGCGAGGAUCUGGCGAGGCCCGUCCUUGGCGGAAGCAAAGAGUUCCCUUAUCCGCGUCGAUGCCGCACCGGUCGCCCGAGAACCAAGAAAGACCCACUUUCUGAAGAACGAAGCAGCAGCAUAUACAUCCCGAGGGAUGAAUCCUUCUCCGAGGUUAAAGGAUUGACAUUCUCGGGGACGGCCUUUAGAUCUGUACUCAAUGUAGUGGUCCCGUCGAUCAAGACGGCUAUCAACGACACGAAGCUCAGUUUCCCCUACUUCACAGCCAUCGAUUCACUGUUCAAUGAGGGUGUCAAACUCCCUAAGCAAGAGGGUCUUAGCUUCUUCCGCACCAUAAUACCGCGGAUCAUCAAGACCCUCGAGGACAGCACCGACAAUGUUCUUCACUUUGAGACCCCAGAGAUGAUCGAUCGAGACAAGUUUGCAUGGCUCAGAGAUGAAGAGUUCUCAAGGCAAAUUCUAGCAGGAGUCAAUCCAUUUAGUAUUCAACUUGUCACAGAGUUUCCUUUUGUCAGCAAACUUGAUCCGGAGGUUUAUGGUCCAGCAGAAUCUGCUAUCACUGCAAAACUUAUAGAGAGAGAAAUUUUGGGUGUUAUGACUGUCGAGGAGGCCCUUAAGAAAAAGAGGUUGUUCAUACUGGACUACCACGACCAGGUACUACCAUAUGUGCAUAAGGUGCGCGAGCUGGAAGACAUGACUUUGUAUGCCUCCCGCACUGUCUUCUUUCUCACCAGUGAUGAGGCGUUGAUGCCGAUCGCCAUCGAACUCACCCGCCCAGCCUCCCAUACAAAGCCUCAAUGGCGGCAAGUCUUCACCCGCUGCUGGGACGCCACGGGUGCGUGGCUUUGGAGGCUUGCCAAAGUACACGUCUGCGCCACCGAUGCCUGCUACCACCAGUUUGUCAUCCACUGGCUAAGAACUCACUGCUGCACAGAGCCGUAUAUAAUCGCGGCGAACCGACAGCUAAGCGCGAUGCACCCGAUCUACCGCCUGCUGCACCCGCACUUCCGGUACACAAUGGAGAUCAACGCAAUGGCGCGGCAAUCCCUCAUCAGCGCCGGCAGCAUCAUGGAAACCUGCUUCAGCUUGGGGAAGUACUCCAUCGAGUUUAGCGCGAUCGCCUAUGGCCAGCUUUGGCGGUUCGACAUGGAGGCCCUGCCGGCCGACCUAAUCCGAAGGGGAAUGGCAGUGGAAGAUCCGACGGCGGAGCAUGGCCUAAGGCUAACGAUAAAAGACUACCCGUUUGCGAACGAUGGCCUAUUGAUAUGGUCUUCAAUCCAACAGUGGGUCGGCGAUUACGUCAACCGCUACUACCCGACGGCGUCCGACGUGAUGGCGGACCACGAGCUCCAAGCCUGGUGGGAGGAUGUGCGAACGAAGGGCCACGCCGACAAGAAGGACGAGCCGUGGUGGCCGACGGUGGCGUCGCCGUCAGAACUGACCCAAGUCCUCACAACCAUAAUCUGGGUGACCUCGGGCCACCAUGCCGCUGUCAACUUCGGGCUAUACCACUUCAGCGGAUACUUCCCCAACCGGCCAACCAUCACGCGAAAGGAAAUGCCGAUCGAGGACACGAGCCUCGAGGACUUCGUGCGGUUCUGGAGAAAACCAGAGGCAGCACUGCUGGAGUGCUUCCCAUCGCAGAUCCAGGCGACAGCCAUGAUGACCGUACUGGACGUGCUGUCGACGCACUCGCCGGACGAGGAGUACCUCGGGCAGGAGCCAGAGCCGGCCUGGACGGCCGACGCGGUGGUGAAUGCAGCGUUCGAGAGGUUCAACGGCAGGAUGAGGGAGAUCGAGGGGAUAAUCGACGCGCGAAACGCCGAUCCGAAGCUAAAGAACAGGUGCGGCGUGGGAAUAGUGCCGUAUGAGCUCUUGAAGCCUUUCUCAAAACCAGGAGUGACAGGGAUGGGUGUUCCAAAUAGCAUCACCAUUUGAACAAAAAAUAACAAACAAAUCAUGCACCCAAUUAAUGUUUUAGCGCAUGUAUUAAUUAAUGGUCGAGCUAUCACACUAGAUGAGUAAAUAAAAGAACAUUUGCGAGUUAGUCGAUAAAAAAAAACCUUCCAUUACGCAUACAA
Ananas comosus (pineapple) is the source of this 2945-nucleotide messenger RNA. Its product is annotated as linoleate 13S-lipoxygenase 2-1, chloroplastic. The transcript is spliced from 9 exons. The record is from RefSeq and is a predicted model, not a curated record. Gene Ontology annotation, molecular function: metal ion binding; protein binding; oxidoreductase activity, acting on single donors with incorporation of molecular oxygen, incorporation of two atoms of oxygen. The coding region runs from base 64 to 2802 and encodes 912 amino acids. Gene Ontology annotation, biological process: lipid oxidation. Lineage: Eukaryota; Viridiplantae; Streptophyta; Magnoliopsida; Poales; Bromeliaceae.